This is a messenger RNA of Rodentolepis nana, 1722 nucleotides long. Lineage: Eukaryota; Metazoa; Platyhelminthes; Cestoda; Cyclophyllidea; Hymenolepididae. The record is from the annotation of a GenBank genome assembly.
AUGCCCGUUAGGCGGGGUCAUAUCGCUCCCAAAAAUACCUACAUUGACACCCUUAUUAAAAAAUUUGACAACCAAUCUGUUCCAGAUGCCGCUUUUAUUAUUGCAAAUUCAAAAAUUGCAUCGAAUCCAAUUAUUUAUUGCAGUGCAGAUUUUUGUGACUUAUUUUCUUUCACCAAAGCGCAAUUACUUUUAAAAUCAUCUUCUCUUUCAUUUUUGUACGGCGAAAAUACUACUUCAGAGUCAAUACAGGCCUUAUCAGAUGGAUUAGUUUGUGAUCGUGAGGUGAAAAUCCUUUUAAGUCUCUACACUCGCAAAGAUGAAGUACGGCAAUGUGAACUUACAGUCACCCCGCUUACUGAUGAGCUGGGUCGUAUUGCAUUGCAUAUCAUCUUCUUUGAAGCAGUCGAACAGGUUCAGCCAGACAAGAAGCCAUCUCGACGUGUUAGUUCACGUCGUCUUUCCAAUAUUGCCACCAUGAUAUUUCAUCGUAACGGCAAAGAGGUCCCAAGAAGUAAUCUUCAUCGCACUCACCACUUGAGUCAAUCCGUUCGGAAUGAGGUCUUACCUAAGCAAGUUGUCCUUAGUCGUCGACCUUCAGAAAACAUUCCUACCGAAAACAAUAAUCGUGUGUCCAUUUCCAGCCUCUUUCUUAAUGGUCCCAAAAGCUCACCUGAAGCUGUCGAUCCUAAAAAAGGUUGUCGACCUAAUCCAGAGUCUCUCCAACUGUGCACUCGCUUCGAUUCUACUAGCAUGGAUACGGGAAAUUCUGUUACACUUCGUUCCUCCGCCCCAACCUCCCAUGUUUCCGUAGGUAAUGAACCACCAGUCAAGCGAUCGGAAAUUCGUCCCAAGUCUUGCACAAAUGCCCCCCUAUGGCCUGUGCUACAAUCCUCAGAAACUGAGUCUACUACUGAUCGCGUUCGGCCAGCAUCGGCUGUGUUGGGUGCUAGGUGUAGUCGGUAUGUUUUCCCAUCUCUACUUACUCGUGGAAGUAGACUUUUAUCAGCUCCAGUUUCUCAGACAUCUCUUGUUUUGAGUGAUGCUGGUACACUCCAGCUCGUGCUUGGCAAACAUGGGGAUCAAUCGAAGUCUCAUGUCACUGACACUUUCGCCAAGAUACUUUCCUUAGAUAAGGACCUUCACGAAAAGAGGAAACUUGAGUCUAAACACAUGCAUAAGUACACUCUCAAGCAUUACAGUCCAACUCGAGCCGUGUGGGAUUGGUUUAUUCUCAUUUUGGUCAUCUAUACGGCAAUUUUCACGCCUUACAAUGCGGCUUUUUUGCUCAAUCAUAAUGUGUCCGCCUGCUCUAAUGCCCAACCACGCUCGGCUGGCCAGCAAACUAUUUUGGGUAUUGCUGAUAAGUUGGUCGAUGUGAUGUUCUUUAUGGACAUUAUAAUCAACUUUCGGACAACCUAUGUAAACAAGAAUGACGAGGUGGUCUCCCAGCCUAAGAAGAUUGCCUUUCACUAUCUCAAGAGUUGGUUCAUAAUCGACCUUGUUGCAGCCAUUCCAUUCGAUGCUGUCAUCUCUAAAUCAUACGAAAAACAGCAACCAACAGCGCUCACAGGGUUACUAAAAUCUGCCCGUCUGUUGCGUCUCAUCAACGUAGUAAGAAAAUUGGACCGAUACUCCGAAUAUGGUACUGCAAUUCUUGUUCUCCUUACUUCCAUCUUCGUGCUCAUUGCUCAUUGGUUGGCGUGUAUUUGUAUUGUCUUCUAG